AUGGCGUUAUGCUUGUCGAGGGGGGGGGCUGCUUCCGGUAAGACACGUCUGGUUCUGUCAUAUGGACUUGCCCACGCCGCGAAUUUUAAGGCAGCAAAUCAACUUAUCGUCACGACGGACACGAACCAGUUGGUAAAUGAGUUGAUGGACCGCAUCAAAGGGAUGGCUUCCACCUAUGCUGUUGAUGGCAUUCGUAUAGUCCGAGUUCAUUCGCUGCCUGCUGAGGACUCGCGUUUUAUUCACCAGCAUGUCCCAGGAAAACGGGCCUGUUCGUUUUUCCAAGACCACAUUAGUACUGAUUGGCUAGUACAAAACCUCCUGGACGACAUUGGCAAGCAGGCUCAGGAUAAAGCUACAGCCGGGGACACGCGUUUUGACGCUAAGAUCUCAGAUCUCUCCCUUAACCAAGCGAUGAUCCAGGAGAUCAAGGCGAACCCCGGUAGGUGGGAAGUUCUGAUAAGAAAGAUGCGGUCAUUGAGUCUUAGCUCUGAUGGUAGCUCUGCCAGCGAGGCAGUGUUAAAAGAGGUUAAUGCAUUGGUCGCCGAGCUUCGUCGAAAGAUUCUACGCGACGCGCACAUUAUUGGAAUUACAUGCGACCUACUUUUACGCAAGGAAGUUUGUGACGCGGUCGCCCCAACGAUGCUUAUCAAGGACGAGGACCCGCGCUCCCGCCGCACAAAGUUUAUGGCGAUUAUUGGUCUACUACCUACCUUAAAGGUUGUCGUUCUCGCGGGAGACACUAGGCAGAAAGGGCCCUUCAUGAAUACGGACAAAGCAGAUGUCCCGGCUACGUUCGCCAAGUUCGGGAUGUAUACUGCCUUCCAGUUCUUUAAAGAUUCGGGACUUGGUGUCAUCUCUCUGUAUGAACAGCACCGAAUGUUCAAUGCUCCCUACGUCGAUUUUAUUAGUCGUCACUACUAUAACGAUGCCCUAGUUGACGGUAAUGCCACACGUCCUAGACCCGCGCAGGUUGGUUUUUGCAAGAACCUCAUGAAGCAGCUGUUUCAGGUCAACAACAAUUACGCCUUCAUAGUCUGUAACAAGACCCGCGCGGAGAAAGAGGAAGGGGGCGUUUCGCUGACUAACCUUCUAAUUCAACACCAUCUAUUGCAGAAGCUCAUUGUUCUGAAGGGUCUAUUAGACUGUGGAUCAGAGGCUACGCUCGGCUUCAAACCGGAAUCAUUUACAGUAGCGGUAAUAUCUAGCUACCUCGGGGUUGUGAACUGGAUGAAGAUGAUGAUUCAUAAACACCUCGACAAGCGCUUCACAGCACACGUUUUCGAAGUCGUGCAGGGUCUUGAAAAGGACUUGGUCUUCAGAGUCAACCCUAAUACACGCCUCACUCCCUUUGCUGGCGCAGCAAAAGACAACCUCGUGGCUGACACGCGCUGGCGUUAUGGCUACUGCAUCCUGGCCACUAGCGAGUCCUUGGAUUCCAACACCUACGGCAAACCUACCGAGUAUUAUAUGACGGUUAGCCCCACAACUCGAAACGUGUACGGACAGUACCAGUUCGCCUGUAUUGUCGACAGCAUGCGGGAAGUGGACCUAGAUGCUGAUGCUGGUGUCGAGUGCCGAAAAUGCGGAGGCUAUGGCCACGAGGCAGAUAAUGAGUCAUGCCCUUUCCACGGCCGAGCUUCCUGUUUUAACUGCGGUGCGUUUGGCCAUACCCACGACAAAUGCAAGGAUCCGAUCAUUUCUGCAGCGCCGGCUCAGGGCAAAGGCAAGCGAGGCUGUUUUCACUGCCACGGUGACCACGACAAGAUUGAUUGUCCCCAUCCAUGGGACGAUACGGUGGAGACAGGGAUGCUGGAGAAAGUAGCACAGGAACCAGUGAACUGGGAUACUACCGGGGUGAAGGACACGAGCUUCGGUUGGUAA
Molecule: messenger RNA, 1881 nt
Organism: Amorphotheca resinae ATCC 22711
Lineage: Eukaryota; Fungi; Ascomycota; Leotiomycetes; Helotiales; Amorphothecaceae
Exons: 1
Coding region: 1-1881 (626 amino acids)
Molecular function (GO): nucleic acid binding; helicase activity; zinc ion binding
Source: RefSeq, a predicted model, not a curated record